UCUCUCUCUUCCUCGUAUGCAUGGAAAUCUAAUAGGGAAAGGGACUUUUGCCAGCACUAUACAUUAAUUCAUGCUCGAUGGAAUGGCGGUUUCCAACUGACGGCGGUGAGAAUAAGACUUGCGAGCCAUUAGUAGGUGGUACUUGCUUACAUAACCUCAUCCAGACUGUUGAAAGAAAGGGACGAGCGAAAUUAAAGGCAGAUGUAUCGAAAUAGAUUAAC
This is a messenger RNA of Acanthoscelides obtectus, 221 nucleotides long. Lineage: Eukaryota; Metazoa; Arthropoda; Insecta; Coleoptera; Chrysomelidae. The record is from the annotation of a GenBank genome assembly.